Aspergillus candidus is the source of this 1152-nucleotide messenger RNA. RefSeq names its product NADP-dependent oxidoreductase. The coding region runs from base 87 to 1079 and encodes 330 amino acids. The transcript has a single exon. The record is from RefSeq and is a predicted model, not a curated record. Gene Ontology annotation, molecular function: oxidoreductase activity. Lineage: Eukaryota; Fungi; Ascomycota; Eurotiomycetes; Eurotiales; Aspergillaceae.
CACUCCCCACCAUCCCAUGAGUCGAAUAGUUGAAUUAAUCGCCGUAAGAAUAGGUAGUGACAUUUGUUUACACUCACAUCGCCAAUAUGAGAGCCGCUCGAGUACGCGCAACCUCCCCCGAUGGCACGCCAUAUGGCGUCCCACAUCACCCCGCCCCUUCGUCGGCGAUUGAGGUUCAUGAUGACAUCCCGAAACCCCAGGUGUCCCAGCCCGACGAGUUACUCAUCCAGGUCAAAGCCUCAACUGUGAUCCGCGACAACCUCGAAUGGAACGAGCUGUACCCCCCCAACCAUGCCCUCUUAGGCAACGAUUUUGCCGGCAUCAUCGUCGACAGGCACCAAAGUGUGGACGAAUACAAUGUCGGAGAUCAUGUCUAUGGAAUGUCACACGGUAAUCGGGGCGGAAUGUGGGCCGAGUAUGCCGUUGUCACGACCGAAGAGGCGGUCCACAAACCGGACCAUCUGUCCUGGGAGGAGGCGGCCGCACUGCCGCUUAGCGCCAUGACGGCGGAUCAGGCCCUGUUCGUGCAUGGGGGACUAGAACUCGCACGGUCGCACCCCAAAAGCAUUCUGAUUACCGGGGCCAGCGGGGGCGUGGGCGUGUAUCUCGUGCAGUUCGCUGUCGCCGCUGGCCAUCAUGUCGUGGCGGCGACCAGCUCCCGCCAGCGCAAUGAAGCCCUCCUCCGCUCGAUCGGUGCCCACGAGGUGGUCGAGUACACCGAUUUUAGCACGUUACAUCCGUUUGACCUGAUCGUCGAUGUCGUCGGAUCCCAGGUGCUUCGCGACUGUUGGGGCGUGAUCAAGCCUGACGGCACCCUCAUCUCUGUCGAUUCCACCAGUUGGGGGUUUGUCGACGAACACCGUCGCAGCGACAUCAGCGUGGGCAAGGAGGGAGUGCGGGCCCUCUUUUUUAUUGUGGAACCGUCGAGGCAGAGUAUGGAGCGCAUCUCGCGACAUGUUCUGAGCGGGAAGAUCAAGGGGUUGGUGUCAAAAACCGUGUCGCUGGACGACGUGCGAGCGGCGUAUGAAUCGGCACAUUCCAGGGGUAUCGGACAAGGCAAGAUUGUGAUUACUCCUUGAUCUCUUGCUUCUAUAUUGAUGGCCUAGCCUACGUUGUUCUGCAUAGCUGAAAACGCUCUGCAGGUGGUUGACA